Molecule: messenger RNA, 543 nt
Organism: Trichomonas vaginalis G3
Lineage: Eukaryota; Parabasalia; Trichomonadida; Trichomonadidae
Product: nuclear chaperone required for maturation and nuclear export of pre-60s ribosome subunits
Exons: 1
Coding region: 1-543 (180 amino acids)
Source: RefSeq, a predicted model, not a curated record
AUGAAAGAUAGAAUACAAAGAAUAGCUGCUAAAGGAAUUGAUGUAUGCUUCUUUUAUACUCAUCAUCAUGCAUAUAAAGCUGUUAAUGCAUUCGAAACAUAUUUCCAUAUGUAUGGAGGAAAGGAUUUCAAAACAAUGUAUGAGGAAUUUAAUAAUAGUGGCGAUUCUCUUAAAAAUGAAGUCACUGGAAUGCUUCAUAGUAUCAUUGAUGAUGCAGUUGCUUCAUUCAAAGUUGGAAAAGUCAAGGAAACUUUUUCAACAUCAACUGUUUUAAGAAAGCAAAGAAGUCAAAGAAGGGAAAUCCGUACUAACUUACUCAAUCAUUUUGAUUCAUCAGAAUCUAUUCCACCAAAGUCUAACCAAAGUCCAAAGUUCGUACCAAAUAAUGAACCGCCUAAAAAUAGAAAACUAAAUAAAAAGCAAAAGAAAAAGAUUAAACGACAAGAAAAGAGAGCUAAAUUAGAGCUUGAAAAUCAGAAAAAGAAGUAUGCACAGCAGAAUGAAAAUGCUGAUGCGGAUGAUGAAGAUAUAAGCAUCAAUUAA